AUGAACCAACUAGAUUCUAAGGCUCCACAUCUUCCUCCUGUCAAAAAGAGAAGAAGAAACACUUCUGCAUGUUCCAAUUGUCGAAAAAAGAAGAGAAAAUGUGAUAGGCAAAGACCCUCGUGCAGUUUGUGCAUCAAAAACAACACCAUCUGUAUCUAUCAAGAGCCAACUUGGAUUUUGGACACCAAAAAGGUUGAAACUGCUACCAACAGCAAUCUUCUUGCAAACAAUAAUAAUAACUUUAAUGGCAAUGCUCAGACCGGUGAUACCAUUUUCAGGAAAGCUGCUGCUACCAGAUUAGAUGAUUCCAGUUCAAGCAACCAAGCUGACCAUGAUUACUACCAUAAUUCAGAGAACCAUAACCAGAAAGAUUCUAAACCUCCUGCUUACUUCCUCGCUGCCACUCAGCCAAUUGGCUUGAUCGAUUUAUCAAAAAGUCAUUCCAAUCAAAUUAAAAUAGAAGAUAAUAUCAACUCUCAUCUCAAAAAUCAGAUAACACAUAUACAUAAUAGUAAUAGCAUUGAUGGUGAAAAUAACCAUAAAAACAACAAUCAACAUACUAAUAUUCAUAGCAAUAACGGCUCUAAUAACAAUCAGCAAAAUAAAAAAUUCAGAUAUUUUAUGCCAAAUUUAAAGUUCAAUGAUAAAAUUAACGAAAAUCAAUUAUUAUCAACAACCGAUGCUUCAAACAAAAAUUUAAAUAAAAAGGAUGAUACAAACAAUAUAAAUCAUAAAAAUCAUAAAAACCAUAAAAAUGAUACAAGUUCAAUUAAUAAUCAAUUUUUUAGUUUGUUUGAAAAAUACCUGCCAGUAUAUUCAAAAUCUUUUAAAAUAAUUAAAAUGGGCCCAUUUCACUGGUAUAUAUAUAUUCAAAGAGAUUAUUAUUUGAGACUACUCUAUUCAAGUGUAUUAAAAGUCAAAACUGCUUCCAGCUAUUUCAAGGCAAAAUUAGGAUUAUCAACAAAUAAUAACAAUAAUAACUCCAAUAAUUGCUACACAAAAAUAGACACGAAAAUGUCAAAUAUAAUAAAAAGGAAAAAAUUCAUUGCAAACACAAACUUAAAUUUGUCUUCCAAUUUUCAUCUAACUCUACCUUCAAACUUGCCUUUAAACCCUUCCUCGAGCACAAAAUUAAACUCAAAUGACACUGAUAUUCUAAGUAUAGUCAAUCAAUUCUUACCUGAAAAGAAAAUCGUUUUAGAAUACGUUGAUAUAUUUUUCAGAAAUGUUUACCCAUUUUUUCCCUUUAUUGAUGAGUCAUCAUUUCGAUCUUCAAUUAUAAAUAUUUAUAAUAAUUCUCCAAAAAAGAAUCUCUUAAACUAUUCAAACAAAAGAGAUUCUUUUAGUGUUGCUAUAUUACUAUUAGUCUUAAGAUUAGCAUAUUUAUCUGCUUUUUUUACUAAUCUUUAUAAUGAGAACAAUUCGCUUUAUGAAAUUGACCAAUACGCUUUAACCCUUGUUAAAUUGAUUCUAAAUAAUUAUAAUUAUUUGAAAAAAUCUUCUUUAGAAAUCUUUCAAAUUAUCUUAUUGAUGAGAUUAUAUAAAUCUUUUGCUCCAGAAGGGUGUGACAGUUUAGAAGGCUAUGAUACAAAUAUAUUAAAUUCUCUAUUAAACAGCACUGCUUUAUCCAUUGGCUUAAAUAGGGAUAUUUCUUUAUUUUAUCAUGUUUUAACUUAUAAUAAACCUUGUUUGGAGUUUGAAAACAUCAACAAACCCAAUGAAAAUUUAAAUGAUAAUAUAAAUAUUGUGGCUCAAAAAGUUCAAGCUGAAUCAAUUUGCCCUAUGAAACCAGGCCAAUUAUUAAACCAACAAACUAGCCUAUUUAAAUUGAGCUGGCUAUGGUCAAAAUUAUGGUUGGAGUUAAAAGAUUUAGAUUUCAUUCAUUCUACUACCUUUGGUGAACGCUUGAAAUUAUUCAAUCAAUUUGAUGACAACCCCUUACCUAAUUUUGAAAAGUUUGUUGAAAAUUCAAAUGCUGCAGAUUUAAAUAUCGAAAAGGUUUCUGUCCAAUGGCUAAUUAAAAAAGAUGAAUUAAAUAUAGUUUUAUCUGAUUUAAUUGAGAUGACCUUAACACCUGGAGUUAAAAAAAAGUAUUUUGAUGGAAAAAAGGUCGUAACCUCUCAUUCAAACGCUCCAAAUGGUGUUGAUAUUUGUUUAUUAUAUUUUAAAAUCAAACAAGUCGAAAAUUAUAUCAACGAUAACUUUGAAAAUUCAAAGAGUUUAAUUGAGAGAUUCAAAUCUUUAAAAGAAGAAAAUAGUUUACCUAUAAAUAAUGUUCUUGCUAUAUCUAAAAUUCUUGAAUUAAAGCUUUACUUAAGAGGAUUAAUUUACAUUUUUCAUUUAAAAUAUUGUUUAUAUUUACAUUUUGAAAAUUACCUGUCCUCCUCUUCAUAUGAGUUUUUAAAAGAUAGUGUAAUUACACAUAGUGAAAUUAUCUCUUUAAUUAAGUUUUGGUCAUUAAAUUCAGAAGAGUAUCUAGGGUCAAACAAUAGUUUUAGCUGGUUUUUAACACCGGUACUUUGCUCUGCAGCUGAACAAUCAAUUCAAUUUGCAUUCAGUAUAUUAGUUAAGAUUUUGGAUUUUGAAUACUCUUUAAAUGAAAUCAAUCAAAAUAAGGUUGAUCUAAAUGAAUUUUCUUCAAAAAAUACUUUAGGGGAGUUGGUUAUGAUGCAGAAAAGAUUAAAAAAACUUUUCGACAUUCUCUUAAAUACCAAUAAGUUCAUUUUCACCAAAUUCAAAAAAGCUUCUGAUAAUUAUUAUUUUAGUUGGAAAUGGAGAAUCAGUCUUGAAACUGCCUUAAAAGCUUUAGAAUCUGAUUCGUUUGGAGGAGAGUUCAACUUAAGAAAAUUAUUAACUAAAGAGCAAAUUCAAAAAAAAAGAAAUAGUAUUUUUGAUUGUGAUUUAAAAAAAAUAAGUGAAUUAAUUGAGAUUUUAAAGAUAGAUGAUAAUCAUAAAGAUAUACUUGGCAUUGGUGAUUUUGAAGUCAAUGAAACUAAGGAUAAAAGUAAGCUAUUAUCACCUAGUUCCCGUUCUAUUUCUUCUGUAAAUUUACUGAAAUUCAAUUCAACUACUUUCAUUUCUCCCUCUAUUCAAAUUAAUAAUAGCAAUAUUAAUAUUGGCAGUGUUAGAGACAAUAAAAAUAUUGUUAAUAAUCUUAUUGUUAACAGCGAUACUAUAUCUGAAUCAAGUUUAUCCAAUCCAUCUACAAAAAAUCAUAACCCUGAUAUUAAUGAAUUGAAUCCAUUUGUGAAUUUUAAUAAUUCAGAAUAUGGAGAUAUCAAUUUUGCAAAUGAUCUUGAGUUAAGUGAGGACUUGAUUAAGAUUUUAUUUCCAGAUGAUAACACUGAAUUAGAAGAUCCAUCAAUGAUGUUUUCUUCGAAUUUUCCUUUCUAA
Ascoidea rubescens DSM 1968 is the source of this 3393-nucleotide messenger RNA. RefSeq lists its product as uncharacterized. Lineage: Eukaryota; Fungi; Ascomycota; Saccharomycetes; Ascoideales; Ascoideaceae. The coding region runs from base 1 to 3393 and encodes 1130 amino acids. The transcript is spliced from 2 exons. Gene Ontology annotation, molecular function: DNA-binding transcription factor activity, RNA polymerase II-specific; zinc ion binding. The record is from RefSeq and is a predicted model, not a curated record. Gene Ontology annotation, biological process: regulation of DNA-templated transcription.